GUAUUCUAUUCGUACUUCUAGCAAGGUCAGCAAAAGGUCGCAAAUUUCUCUAAUAACAGGGAGGAAUAUUAAAAGCAAGGAAUUUCUUGGAAAAUUCACUUCAUUUGCCCGUUGAACGAGUUACAAUUAUUUUAAUCAAAAUGGCACGUCGUUUCUGUGUUGGUGGUAAUUGGAAAAUGAAUGGAGAUAAAAACUCCAUCAAUUUAAUUUGCCGCAAUUUGGUUGCUGGACCAUUGGAUCCAAAUACUGAAGUUGUUGUUGGAUGUCCAGCUGUUUAUAUUGAAUAUGCAAAAUCACUUUUGCCAGCAGAAAUUGCUGUUGCCGGUCAGAAUGCUUACAAAGUUCCAAGCGGUGCAUUCACCGGUGAAGUAUCACCAGCCAUGUUAAAAGAUGUUGGAGCAACAUGGGUCAUUCUCGGCCAUUCGGAGCGCCGUCAAAUUUUUGGUGAGACCGAUGAAUUGAUCGCUCAAAAAGUUGUGCACGCUUUGGAAGCUGGUUUGAAAGUGAUUGCUUGCAUCGGUGAAACAUUGCAAGAACGUGAAGCCGGUCAAACUGAAGCCGUUGUAUUCCGUCAAAUGAAGGCCUUUGCUGAUGUUGUUAAGGAUUGGUCAAAUGUUGUUGUUGCAUAUGAACCAGUUUGGGCUAUUGGUACUGGCAAAACAGCAACACCACAACAAGCACAAGAGGUUCAUGCCGCUUUGCGAAAAUGGUUGGUCGAUAACAUUUCGGCUGAUGUAUCAGCUUCACUUCGCAUCCAAUACGGUGGUUCAGUAACAGCUGCAAAUGCCAAGGAAUUGGCCUCACAACCUGAUAUUGAUGGUUUCUUGGUUGGUGGUGCAUCAUUGAAACCAGAAUUCGUACAAAUCGUUAAUGCAAGACAAUAAAUUCAAAUUUACUCUAUCAACUAUAUCCGAAAUAAAAUUGAAACUAUCCCAGAACAGCAUGGAAAAUCAUCAUAAAAUGCCAUUUGAAAAUUGUUCGCAAUGACAUUCUGAAAAGAAAUAAAACUAAAUAUAUUUUAGUUUAAGCAAAAAAUA
Contarinia nasturtii (swede midge) is the source of this 1037-nucleotide messenger RNA. It is a transcript of the gene Tpi, whose product is annotated as triosephosphate isomerase. The record is from RefSeq and is a predicted model, not a curated record. Bases 141 to 884 code for a protein of 247 amino acids. Gene Ontology annotation, cellular component: cytosol. The transcript has 3 exons. Gene Ontology annotation, biological process: gluconeogenesis; glycolytic process; glyceraldehyde-3-phosphate biosynthetic process. Gene Ontology annotation, molecular function: triose-phosphate isomerase activity. Lineage: Eukaryota; Metazoa; Arthropoda; Insecta; Diptera; Cecidomyiidae.